CAAGUGUUCCAUGAACGUCUCAUACAUUUACACAAUUCUCCAUCUUCCUCAGACCAGGCAAGGGACCAACCUUCGUCCUGCGCAUAUUUAAAAUAUUUGACCAAUUUUGCUCACUCAUCUCGACUACAAGAACCAGUUAUGACUGACUCCAAAUAUUUCACAACAAACAAAAAAGGGGAGAUCUUUGAGCUGAAGGCAGAGCUGAACAAUGAGAAGAAGGAGAAGCGAAAGGAGGCGGUCAAGAAGGUCAUCGCUGCCAUGACGGUCGGCAAGGAUGUCAGCUCUUUGUUCCCGGAUGUGGUCAACUGCAUGCAGACCGACAACCUGGAGCUGAAGAAGUUGGUGUACCUCUACUUGAUGAACUAUGCCAAAAGCCAGCCGGACAUGGCCAUCAUGGCCGUCAACAGCUUUGUCAAGGACUGUGAAGACCCCAACCCACUGAUCCGGGCCCUGGCCGUCCGCACCAUGGGCUGCAUCCGAGUGGACAAGAUCACGGAGUACCUGUGUGAGCCACUGAGGAAGUGCCUGAAGGAUGAGGACCCUUAUGUGAGGAAGACGGCGGCUGUGUGUGUGGCCAAGCUUCACGACAUCAACGCCCAGAUGGUGGAGGACCAGGGCUUCUUGGACUCGCUGAGGGAUCUCAUCGCCGACUCCAACCCCAUGGUCGUUGCCAACGCUGUCGCCGCUCUGUCGGAGAUCAGCGAGUCUCACCCCAACAGCAACCUGCUGGACCUCAACCCCCAGAACAUCAACAAGCUGCUGACUGCCCUCAACGAGUGCACUGAAUGGGGUCAGAUCUUCAUCCUGGACUGCCUGUCCAACUACAACCCCAAAGAUGAGCGCGAGGCCCAGAGCAUUUGCGAGCGUGUCACUCCACGGCUGUCCCACGCCAACUCUGCAGUGGUUCUGUCAGCGGUCAAGGUGCUGAUGAAGUUCCUGGAGCUUCUGCCCAAAGACUCCGACUACUACAACACCUUGCUAAAGAAACUAUCACCACCACUCGUCACUUUGCUCUCCGGAGAGCCCGAGGUCCAGUACGUGGCGCUGAGGAACAUCAACCUCAUAGUGCAGAAAAGGCCUGAGAUCCUAAAGCAGGAAAUCAAAGUGUUCUUUGUCAAGUACAACGACCCCAUUUAUGUGAAACUGGAGAAGCUGGACAUCAUGAUCCGCUUGGCCUCCCAGGCUAACAUUGCCCAGGUGCUGGCUGAGUUGAAGGAGUAUGCCACAGAGGUGGAUGUUGACUUUGUGCGCAAAGCUGUACGCGCUAUUGGUCGCUGUGCCAUCAAAGUUGAGCAAUCUGCAGAGCGCUGUGUCAGCACCCUUCUGGACCUCAUCCAGACCAAAGUCAACUAUGUGGUUCAAGAGGCCAUUGUGGUCAUCAGAGAUAUCUUCCGCAAGUACCCCAACAAGUAUGAGAGCAUCAUCGCCACCCUAUGUGAGAACCUGGACUCUCUGGAUGAGCCGGACGCUCGCGCUGCCAUGAUCUGGAUCGUUGGCGAGUACGCCGAGAGGAUCGAUAACGCCGAUGAGCUGCUGGAGAGCUUCCUGGAGGGCUUCCAUGAUGAGAGCACGCAGGUCCAGCUCACUCUCCUGACCGCCAUCGUCAAGCUCUUCCUGAAGAAGCCAUCUGAGACGCAGGAGUUGGUGCAACAGGUCCUCAGCCUCGCCACUCAGGAUUCGGACAACCCGGACCUGCGCGACAGAGGCUACAUCUACUGGCGCCUGCUUUCCACCGACCCGGUCACCGCCAAGGAGGUGGUUCUGUCCGAGAAGCCCCUCAUCUCAGAGGAGACGGAUCUGAUCGAACCCACCCUGCUGGAUGAGCUUAUCUGCCACAUCGGCUCCCUGGCGUCGGUCUAUCACAAGCCGCCCAGCGCCUUUGUGGAGGGCAGCCAUGGAAUCCACCGGAAACACCUCCCUGUCCAGCACAGCAGCAUCGACACAGGCGAGAGUCCAGUGAGCGGCGGGCCAGCAGCUGCCAUGGACCAGCCUCAUGUAAUCCCUAGCCAGGGCGAUCUGCUGGGCGACCUUCUCAACCUGGACCUGGGCCCUCCUGUCAAUGUGCCUCAGGUGUCCUCCAUGCAGAUGGGUGCGGUGGACCUUCUGGGAGGAGGCCUGGACAGCUUGCUGGGGGGAGACCUGGGCGGAGGUGUUGGGGGAAGUCCAGCUGUGGGCCAGAACUUCAUCCCUUCGUCCGUCCCCAGCACGUUUGCUCCAUCACCCACUCCGGCACCUCCGGCUGUCAGCAGCAGCGGCCUCAAUGACUUGUUUGAGCUCUCCACGGGCAUGGCCAUUGCAUCCGGAGGCUACGUGGCGCCGAAAGCUGUGUGGCUGCCUGCAGUGAAAGCCAAGGGACUGGAGAUCUCUGGAACGUUUUCUCGCCGUCAGGGCCACAUGUACAUGGACAUGACCUUCACCAACAAGGCUCUGCAGCACAUGACCGACUUUGCAGUCCAAUUCAACAAGAACAGCUUUGGGAUGAUCCCCACCAGCCCGCUGCCCAUUCACACUCCUCUAAUGCCCAGCCAGAGCAUUGACAUCUCUUUGCCCAUCAACACAAUCGGGCCAGUCAUGAAGAUGGACCCUCUCAACAAUCUCCAGGUGGCCGUGAAGAACAACAUUGAUGUAUUCUACUACAGCGUGCUCAUCCCUCUCAACAUAUUCUUUGUGGAGGAUGGGAAAAUGGAGCGGCAGGUGUUUCUUGCUACCUGGAAAGACAUUCCCAAUGAGAAUGAGCUGCAGUACCAGAUAAAGGAGUGCCACCUAAAUGCAGACACAGUGUCGGGCAAGCUGCAGAACAACAACAUCUACACCAUCGCCAAGAGGAACGUAGAAGGACAGGACAUGCUCUACCAGUCCCUCAAGCUCACCAACGGAAUCUGGAUCUUGGCCGAGCUCCGCAUCCAGCCGGGCAACCCCAACUACACGCUGUCUCUCAAGUGUCGGGCCCCCGAAGUCUCUCAGUAUGUGUUCCAGAUGUACGACGCAGUGCUGAAGAACUGAGCAGCCCGUUUCAUUCAUCUGGGCAUUGAACACAGUUGUGUUACCUCCCUGCCAAAAAAAAAAAAAAAAAAAGAGGCAAACAUCCUAACAGGACAAGACAAAUAGAUUUUCUUCCCGUAGAUGAAAAGGUAAAUGUUAUGUAGUUCAUGCAAAUUGCAAAAUGUGUUGUUGCUCAGAGGUUCUUUCAUGAGAGAUUUUUUGGGACACGUACUGUAGGUCACCAUCCAUGAUAUUUUUAGCUUCUCAGUGAAAACGUGUCAAAUCAUUCCAUCCUGAAGUGUCUUAAUGUUGUGACUUCCAGAUAUCAUUGCAUGUGGCUCACAUUUUAUUUUUAAUACUAGCUGUUUCUUUUUGCCUGCGAUGAUGCCACUAUUGUUAUCACUAUCGUUAUCAUGCGUCUUACUCAGCACUCCCACCUUUUGGAUUAGUUAGCAUUUGCUGUUAAGGUUGCUGUUUUAAUACAUGACCAAAUGAUUGCAAAGCACUGAAGUUGAAUCUUAAAGCUACAUUUAAUGGACCUUUUUCGCUUAUACUACAUACCUGCAAAAACAAGUGUUGUUACCUCCCUGAUGGAACAGGAAGUGCACCGCACGGUGCUUGCUAGUCGCCAAUCGUCCCACUAUUGCAACCACAUAGUUGUACUCUAGCAAACUCUAAAUGCUAUUUAUUGUUCAUCUACCUCUUGUGUUUCCUUGAAAAUGAUCCUUUUGGUUGUGGUGAUUCUCAAUUAACUCUUGUUUUCUUUUCACCUACUUUUUGUCGAGCCAGUUCAAACCUUUUGCAUCUCAGUUAAACCAAACUCCCAGGACCAAGCAUUCACUUGUUAAAGGCCAUAUAUUUUUGUUUUCUUGUAACAAGCUGAGUGCGAUUCAGUCGUCAAGGCCCAGCGUUGUCUUCGUCCUGUGUAGAUUAGUGAUGAUAUUUGUGUCAGUAAAAAGUACGCGACAUUGGCAUUAAUUACCCUUUAUAUAUAACACAAUAAAGCCUACUUCUGGCUGUGUAUUAUUUGUUGGUGGGAUUACUAUGUACAAAAAAUAUGAAUAUACUCCAUGUGUCCAUUUUUAUCCCUUGUUGUGGAUUUUCCCCAAUUUAAAACAAUGACUUGCAGGUUUAUGUAUUUUUUAUGCACAUUUAGGUGCACUCCUGUAAACAUCUUUAUCCAGCAGUACGGAAAAAGAAUUAAAUGAAAUGAUUUGUCCUGCAUCAAUAAAGUGUCACCAUGCA
Messenger RNA from Dunckerocampus dactyliophorus (ringed pipefish), 4227 nucleotides. RefSeq names its product adaptor related protein complex 2 subunit beta 1 (gene ap2b1). Gene Ontology annotation, cellular component: clathrin adaptor complex; membrane coat. The transcript has 22 exons. Gene Ontology annotation, molecular function: clathrin binding. The record is from RefSeq and is a predicted model, not a curated record. Gene Ontology annotation, biological process: vesicle-mediated transport; intracellular protein transport. Bases 139 to 3003 code for a protein of 954 amino acids. Lineage: Eukaryota; Metazoa; Chordata; Actinopteri; Syngnathiformes; Syngnathidae.